Lucilia cuprina (Australian sheep blowfly) is the source of this 2207-nucleotide messenger RNA. It is a transcript of the gene MTPAP, whose product is annotated as poly(A) RNA polymerase, mitochondrial. The record is from RefSeq and is a predicted model, not a curated record. Gene Ontology annotation, molecular function: poly(A) RNA polymerase activity. The coding region runs from base 106 to 1950 and encodes 614 amino acids. The transcript is spliced from 3 exons. Gene Ontology annotation, biological process: mitochondrial mRNA polyadenylation. NCBI's taxonomy places the organism in Eukaryota, Metazoa, Arthropoda, Insecta, Diptera, Calliphoridae.
UAGUAACAGACGGGUGGUGUUUUAGUGUUUGGUUGAAAUUUAGUUUUGUUUUAUUAAUAUAUUUAAUAAAACUUUAAAAAUUAGUGAAUAAAUUUAUUGAAAAGUAUGUAUAAAAUAGUGAAACAGUGUUGUAAUAUAAAAAAUUAUUCAAAAUAUGUGUUAAAAAAGAAAUAUUCUACGACACCGGUUGGCGUCCCUGCAGUUAACAAAGUGUCUUUUGAUGACUUUGUGCUGCAGCGCCAGCAAGAGGCUACUCGAAGUGUGGUCGUGCAAGUCAGUUCGGAAAAAUCGUUUCCUGAGUUAUACAACUAUUGCAGCGCCUUUGGUAAUAUAGUGGGUGCUCAUCAUUAUUGUGUAAGGCAUGAUGAUGUCCAACAUUAUAUACUGUUGGAGUAUGAAAAUCCACAACAGGCUUCCGAAGCCAUAGAUUCCUCGGCAUACAAUGAGGAAUUGAUUGGAGUGCCUGCCCGUUCACCUUUUUUGUGGUUCAGAGCCUCCGGCAAGAAGGGUUUAAAAUGUAAACCUUUAGAGGAAAGUGCAAAAUGUAAUUUAAAUGUGUUGGAUGGCAAUAAUAUAGUGGAAUUGACAGAUUUGAAUGCCACCUUAAAGGAAUGCCCACACAUAGAGCAACAAAUGUACGAAUUGUAUAAUGGCACUAAACUUAAUGAUUUGGGCAUACGUUUAAGAUUCCUCGCGGCCUAUCAAGUGCAACAAUCUAUAGUGGGUAUGUUUCCUUUGGCCAAUGCUUUGCCUUUUGGUUCCUCUGUCAAUGGUUUUGGCAAAAUGGGCUGUGAUUUAGAUUUAAUUUUACGCUUGGAUCAGGAGUGCAAAGGUCCCGAAGCUAAAAAGCGCCCUGAAUCACGUUUAGUCUUUCAUACCAAAGAGAAUCUAACCAAUGGUCGUUCCCAGACGCAAAGACAAAUGGAAAGUAUAGGUGAUAUGUUGCAACUAUUUCUACCGGGUGUGUGUCAUGUAAGACGCAUUCUGCAGGCCAGAGUACCCAUUAUUAAAUAUCAUCAUGAGCAUUUAAAUUUGGAAAUAGAUUUGUCUAUGAGUAAUCUUUCAGGUUUUUAUAUGUCGGAACUUCUCUAUAUGUUUGGUGAAUUUGAUGAACGCGUUAAACCCUUAACUUUCUGCAUACGUCGUUGGGCUAGCUGCUGCGGUCUAACCAAUCCCUCUCCUGGACGUUGGAUUUCUAAUUUCUCUUUAACCUGUCUAGUUAUAUUCUUUCUACAACAAACCAAACAACCAGUAUUACCCGCCAUUAAUACCCUUAUCAAAUCAGCCACACAAGACGACAUACGCAUAACUGAGGAUGGUAUAAAUUGCACAUUUGCGCGUGAUUUUCAAUCGUUGGGUUUUCGCAGUAAUAAUACUAGUAAAACUAGUGAAUUGCUCUUACAAUUCUUUGAGUUCUAUUCACAAUUUGACUUUCAAAAUAAAGCCAUUUCCCUAAAUGAGGGAAGAGCCAUAGCGAAACCAGAUCAUUCGGCCUUGUAUAUAGUAAAUCCCUUGGAACAGCUGUUAAAUGUGAGUAAAAAUGUUAGUUUGGAGGAAUGUGAACGUUUACGCAUAGAAGUGCGUAAUGCCGCCUGGGUUUUGGAAUCCGAAGUAGAGAAUCAAAAUGGAGAAAUAAACAAAUCACAAGAACCUUGGGGUCUGUUAAACUUAUUUAAAAGCCCCGAAAAGACCAUCAUAAGACCGAAUAUGUUUUUCAAACCACGCAUUUUAGAAGUUAGUGAUUUAUUUGAUAAAACAGAAACCACGCCCUCUACGCCCCCCGGCAAUUCUGUUACCUCUACCUCAAUGGGUUUGAAAAAUAAUCAAGUUAAGCAACAGCUAGAAAAUAUUAAGUCCAAUGCACGACAGGAUUUAAAGCAAAUGCGUUUGAGUGGUUCGGUUCCUUCGAAUGCGACGAAAUCUGCUAAAAGCUCUAAAAGAAGUAGAUGAAAGGAUAUGGAAUUUAUUUUAAGUAUGUAGUUUGGACUGACUGCCUGCCCUUGUUGGACUCUUAACUAGUAAUUAAAAUUUGUUUGUUAUUUUAGUUAUAUAAGUUUUACAAAUUAUCCUUAAAAAAAAAACAAAUAUACGGUUAAGUAAUUAUGUUGUUUUAAUUAUUUUAUGCAAAAAAGAAUGAAAAAAGUAAAGGAAACACAGGAAAUACUUACUUUAAGGACUAAUAAAUUAAAGCUUAUUUAUAACAAGUU